AUGCAACGGCACGAUGAAAUUGUGAAGGACGUCGCCAGGAGUAUACGCAACUUUCACAAGCUCGAACAGCCCUAUCGAAUAUCGCAUGGCUCAUCAAACAGUACUCGACCCCGUCAUGCACCACACACCAACAUCGUCGAUAUAGGCACGCUAUGCCAGGUCAUUUCUAUUGACGCAGAUAAAAGGACAUGUCUAGUCGAGCCCAACGUACCAAUGGAUCGGUUGGUCGAAGCAACAAUGCCGUACGGCCUCAUACCUCCAGUGGUAAUGGAAUUUCCCGGUAUCACAACAGGCGGCGGUUACUCGGGGACAUCAGGAGAAAGCAGCUCUUUCCGCCAUGGGUUCUUCAACGAGACGAUCAACUUUGUGGAGAUGAUUCUCGGCAAUGGAGAUAUCGUAAGGGCUUCGCCAGAAGAGCGAGGAGAUUUGUUCUACGGUGCUGCAGGUGCAGCGGGCACCUUGGGCGUUACAACGUUACUCGAGGUCCGACUUGUCGAGUCUAAAAAAUUCGUGAAAACAACAUAUCACCGAGUUGACAGUAUCGCCACUGCGGUCUCUGAGACACAGAGGUAUUGUGGGGUUUCUGAUACUGACUACAUUGAUGGAAUUCUUUUUUCAAAAGACCAUGGCGUUGUCAUAACAGGACAGCUUACUAACUAUAAGCCUCCCGAGUCCCAUCUUGUCACAUUCAGCAAUGCUGCCGAUCCCUGGUUUUAUCUUCACGUGCAAGAAAAGACGAAAGAUCUUCCGCCGAUUUCUUCUGUCACUGAGUACCUCCCCAUCGGCGAAUAUCUCUUUCGUUACGACAGAGCUGCCUUUUGGGUAGGCCGCCAGGGCUAUACUUAUUUUAAGUUUAUACCAUUCAAUCGAUUCUUUCGAUGGCUUUUGGACGACUAUUCCCACACUAGGACAUUGUACCACGCCCUUCAUGCAAGUCAUAUUUCAGAACAAUUUGUCGUUCAAGAUCUGGCACUCCCAUACGACACGGCUGGGGAGUUUAUCAACUGGAUCGACUCUGACUUUGGCAUAUGGCCUUUGUGGCUGUGUCCUUUGAAGGAAACCAAGAUGCCUACCUUUCAUCCUGUCACUACCCGCAUGGAAUUAGCGAAGGUUGCUGAAGAUAAAGCCGACGUGUCACAACCUAUGCUCAACAUCGGUGUGUGGGGUUGGGGCCCAAGAAAUGGCGAUGAGUUCAAGGCCAAAAACCGCGACCUGGAGAGGAGGUUGUCCAACUUGGGAGGCCGAAAGUGGCUGUAUGCUCAUGCAUACUAUACCGAGGAGCAAUUCUGGGAAUUGUACGAUCGUUCCUGGUAUCGGAAUUUGAGGGAGCGUUAUUUUGCAACGACCCUCCCAACGAUUUACGAUAAAGUCAAACAAACUGAGAAGGAACUAGAUGGCCAGGCUGGGGGCGAUGGUUGGAUUUGGAAAACUAUAUGGAACAAAUGGCCAGUCGGGGGUCUUUAUGGAAUGCUGAUGGCAUUUAAUUCUGGAGAUAUCAGUCUUCACAGGCGGGCAACCUGGAAGCAUAAAAGCGAGUAG
Fusarium venenatum is the source of this 1539-nucleotide messenger RNA. RefSeq lists its product as uncharacterized. NCBI's taxonomy places the organism in Eukaryota, Fungi, Ascomycota, Sordariomycetes, Hypocreales, Nectriaceae. Gene Ontology annotation, molecular function: FAD binding; Delta24(24-1) sterol reductase activity. Gene Ontology annotation, biological process: steroid metabolic process. The record is from RefSeq and is a predicted model, not a curated record. Gene Ontology annotation, cellular component: cytoplasm; membrane.